CCAGGUGACGCCCACAGGCUGCCUCCCCAGGAAAUAUCAUACUAGUGCUGGUCGCUCGCAUUCUCUUUCCUGUAUCGGACACCCAUCGGCGUAUCCUGUUACGAGGCUCCUACGGUUUCGCAGCCGGAGGGUUUUCGUAUACGAUGGGUCCUGAUCGAGGACUGUCGCCUUUAACGAGGUCGCCGCUUCGCACCCCACGUGUCCUUGCACUGUCGCUGGUCCUGCUUUUUUCUUUCGUCUCAGUCGCUGCUGCCGACACUUGCACCUUCGAGAACGGCAUCUGUCCUGAAUGGGUGUCGACGGACUGCCGCCGAGAGGCCUGCUUUGAAGCGCGCCAGGUGGCCACUGUGAAAAUCGGACCAGCCUACGACCAUACGCUCAAGACUGCGAACGGCUGGAGCGCUUACGCAUCGAGAGGAAGAAUAAGAGACGGGCUUUCCAGGGCUGAACUCACCCGAAAAGUUCAGGGGCCAUUCUGCUUCACUGCCUGGUACCACCAGUCGGGCACGCAAGAUGCAAGUGCGGUGUUCAAACUGGAUCACGCGAUUAAGCUACAAGAAACAAUUUACACCACUCAGCCGGAUAUGUUUGGUCGCUGGCAGAGAGUGCGGUACUCGGAGAAAGUCGCCGAGAAGUUUGAGAUUAUCAUCCGCUACAGCGUGCAAAGCCUCGAUGAGAGAGGAGUGUUCGCUCUGGACGAUUUGAGCGUGGAAAGCGGGGAAUGCACUGAGCCAAAGGAGGGUUCCUGUGACUUUGAUUGGGGUGACGCCUGCGGGUACGACCUCGGAAACAACCGCAGCGGCUCGUGGAAGCUGCUUGAAGGCCAACGUCGACAGACGUUUUCUUCGCCAGAUUACAACACCAACACAUAUAUCGGUGGCCUGGUCUACCUGGGAUUAAAUGGCAACAGGACAAGUGCUGCGCUGACGUCGCCAAAACUGAGUGGUCGUAGUGGUACCCAGUGCCUUGAUUUUCAUUAUCAUAUUCCUCGGAGCAUCAUAGACAGUGAUACGGAGCACAUCCUAGGUGUGAGUGUACAAGCCUCGACAAGUCAAAAAGGCAGGACGUGGUUUUCGCCUGAGCUACUGAGGGGAUCCUGGAAUGCGAUCCAUGUGUCAUUCAAGGAACAACGAGACUUCAGGGUCAAAAUCGCAUGUGCUAUGCGAGGGGGCUUCCCCUUCAAGUCACACUGUGCCAUAGAUGCCAUCAAACUUCGGGAAUGCCGAGGCAAGCGAGCUCAGGCUGAUGGCCUCUGCAAUUUUGAGGAUGGCUGGUGUUCCUGGAUAAGCUACGAUCAUGUUUUCUCUCGGCCAAGAUGGCUGUUGGGUGGCGGUGACGUGAAGACCACUCUGGCAAGGCCAGCCAACGAUCACACAUUCGGUAAUGCCACAGGAUCAUACGUGUUCUUCAGCAACUUCGAGCGAAAAGCGGGAGAUAAGGCAGAGCUUAUCAGCGAGAUGCUUUCCUCAAGCAACAGGAUAACACAGUGUGCAGAGUUUUGGUACCUCAUCUCUGGAGACCAGGCAACGGAACUCAAGGUACUGGCUCGCAACCCGUCUGAGAAGUCGCUCACUCAUCGUCCUCUAUGGACGCAGAAAAGCGGGCCGUCAUCAGAAUGGCAGCAGGGUCGCAUUGCUGUGCCGCAUAGACAGCAGGUGGUUUUCCAGGCGACAGUCGGUGCAGCCUCAACGCCAGGGUUCGUCGCACUCGAUGAUAUCUCCAUCGUGCACCACGAUCGGUGCGAAACCCUUCCGAAAGACAGUGAAUCCUUGUCUGCAACGGAGUUGCUCAGCUGCGAUUUCGAAGACUGGAACUUCUGCCACUGGUCGUCUUCGGGUGCUUCGCAGCGCAUUUGGAGGUUCGGGGUCGAGAGACUUUUCACCCUGGGCCCUUCCUCGUAUCCGGAUACUAAAGAAGGUGAGGUAAUGUACGUGACAGGGGAAAAUCUGGAACGUCUCCGAGGGGCAGUGACAUUUGAGUCGCCUAAUGUGGGACCCCAGUCGGAAAUCGCCUGCUUCUCGGUCUGGUACCACAUGUUCGCUGGACGUGGCGCGUGGAUGAGGGUGACCUUGGAGAAAUCUCCCUCGUCGGGAGGUGCGAGAAAAUUCUCGCAGCUCCUUUUCCAAAGAGGCCGAACCACAGCAGACCGCUGGUUCAACGUGCGACAGACAGUGAGCCUCGACGGCGUCCAUAAUAAGAUUAAAAUCACCAUUUCAAAUGUGCCGUCUUUGCGUAAAGACGUCGUGGUGGGUCUAGGGCCACUGAAGUUAACCAUGGGGAAAUGCGACGUUCUUACGGAUGGACUAGGUUACUGCGACUUUGAGUCCGGCACCUGCGGGUGGACAGCUGGCCCCGGCUGGCAGAUACAAAUGGCCAGGGCACCAAUUUUUGGCACAGAUGCAUUAUCGGGACCAUUCAAUUCCGUGUAUGUCAUUACAGCCAAAGCAUACAAUGCACCAACUGACGGUGCUUUGUUCACAAGUCCAGAGUGGUCAGGACAAAGCCAGCCGCAGUGCCUCGAGUUUUGGUACGAGUAUGGUGGUAGGAGCACUCCAAGUUUGCAGGUGGAAGUAAAAUCGAAUGGAAAGAGUGAAGUUGUGUGGGAAAUGCCGUCGUACCCUGGAAAGUACUGGAUGCUGGCGCGAGCACAGAUCUCACAGGAGAACAAAUUCCAGGUGGUAUUCCGCGCGAAGUCUGGGGCCGACACGUCUCAGGUUGUCAGCUUGGACAACGUCGUCCUGCGACCGGAGCCCUGUGUCCAUCCAGUCGAGUGCAACUUCAAUGACGGCCUUUGUGGCUACGUGAACCUAUUCCAGGGAAACUUCCGCUGGCUCGUAGGAACGGGUCGGUAUGAGCAGCGUCAAUUACAGCCACCUGUACCUCGUGCAAAGGAUUCGCCUCCAUUCGCCUACCUUGACUUGACCACGGGCAAGUCAGACCCCAAGGAUUCACCUGUAAACAGGCUGUCGAGGGCUUCCGAUACAGUGGAGCUACUCAGCCCUCUGUUCGACGCUUCAAACGACAACACCCAGCUGUCCGUUCAGUACUACAGGCAAGGGCCGGAUAUAACCACGGCCAAUCUCUCCGUGUCCUGCUAUGGAAAAGCCUCCGAAAAGGCCCAAACCGAGGUGCAGUCCAAUCUCGAAAUGGCCGAAGUGUCCCAGUGGACAACACUGAACGUGACAGUGAAACGGGGUGCUAGCUGUCAGCUGGCGGUAAAGGUUACUCGGGGCCAAGGCACGAACGGCACCAUGGCCAUCUCGUCCGUGCAAGUUACACUCUCGGAGACAGCUGUGGAGCCAAGCCAAACAUCAGAUUCUCCAACUCGGUGCACCUUCGAAGAUGGCACAAUGUGCGGCUGGAACCCUGGUGGAUUGUCCAGUCAAUGGCUGCUCAACGAUCCUGCCAAAAAGCUUCCAGAGUUUCCGCGUUCCGACCAUACCCUCAAAGCUUAUAAAGGACGUUUCGUAUAUGCGAAGCACGACGUGGAUUACGACUACGGGACUGCAGUAUUCAAAAGUCCUGAAUUAGACGUUAACGCAACUCACGGAGCCUGCCUCAGCUUCUGGCUGUUCGCCGUCCAUUCAAACCACGUCGGUCUCACGGUGUGGUCAGGGAUUGAUCGGCUAUAUGCUGCCAGCGCUCCCUCAAGCCACCAAUGGGAACACGUACGGGUGAACUUCAAGAGGGCCGAGGGGAAAUUCCAGCUUUGGAUUUCGUUCUUUAUGAAGCAAGCCCUAGUGGCUCUGGAUGAUAUAGAAGUCACCCCAGGAUUUUGUCCGCAAAGAGACUUCUGCUCCUGGGAGGAAAAUUCUCCGUGCCCGGUGGCUCAUGGUCCAGGCCGUUUUGCCACCUGGAAAAUCCGAACUGGCUCUGAGAUAGGCCUUCCCGACCACACUCUGAAGAACCUGACAGGCCGCUACUUGUACCUGAACACGACUGCAGUAGACUCGCACCAUCCAGUGUCCAGGGUGUUCAUGUGGUCACGUCCACCCACCGAAUCCACAUGCGUCACUUUCUGGUUUAGCGGCCACGGGUUCCUGGGACGCCUUAACGUGUACAGAUUCACGAAAGAGACUGUGCUACGGGACCCCCUAGUAUCUGUGGCUACGCCACUGACAGAUGGCCUAUGGAUAGCACGACGAGUGUCCAUCUCUUCAAGAAAUAGGUGGAGCCUCGUCUUUGAAGGCGUCGCUACCGCAGGUGUGAAUAUGGGUUCCGGAAUUAUGAUUGACGACAUUGAGUUUAGCGAUGGCGAAUGCCCACCCUACGAGUACUGCACAUUCGAAGACGAGUGCCUUCCUUGGUUCGUUAAAACAAACGGCAAUGGGGCCACCUUUGAAGUGGAGCGAGCCGGAUCCUUCGACAAGCUGCCUCGAGAUCACACGACGCAGACCGAUGACGGCUACUAUCUUCUAUUCAAGUCUCCGGGUACCAAGGGAAACAAGACAUCGUUUACGUUGCGAGAGCCCCUGCGGUACGAUUGCGUGUCACUCUGGUACUUCCUGCCCAAACUCUCAAAUGGGAUUGUGCUCUAUGUGCAAGAUCAAGCAAUACUCAACGGGAGUGGUGUCUGGAAGCGUUACCAGUGGCGGCAAUCAAUACAGUGGGACGAUACCAUUACUGCUGUUUCUGGAACGAACGGAGACGGCUUCGUUGCCAUCGACGAUGUGCUGAUCAGCGAGCAAUGUAAUCAAAGGACACGGUCGACACAAAGGUUUGAUUGUGGCAACAAGACUGUGACGAUAGAGCGUGUGUGUGACUUCGUGACCGACUGCGAAAACGGCGAAGACGAGCGAAACUGCGGCGAUUGCGACUUCAGCAAAGGCCUGUGCGGCUGGAUCUCCGACGGCUCUCUGAACCGUGGCACGGCGGCAUGGCGCCGCAAAGCGGUAGGCGAAGUCGAGAACUCACCGCUCACCAACCCACGCAACAGUCGCAACGAUUUCUGUGCACCACUGCAUGGAGCAACGAUAUUCUCCAAGAUUAAUCUGGUGAAUGCUUACCAUCAAAUUCCUGUGGAACCAGCGGACAUUCCCAAGACGGCAAUCAUCGCGUCAUUUGGACGGUUCAAUCGAAAGUCAGAACACCACAUCCACCAUCUGGUCCAACUCUUUCAUCGCCUCGCCGAAUAUGGCCUGAUCAUCAAUAGGGCGAAGUGUAAAUUCGGCACGCCCGAGUUGGACUUCAUCGGUUACCGUGCCGACAAGGAUGGCAUCCGUCCCUUGCCCUUAAAAGUCCAGGCCAUACAAGAGUUUCCUCAGCCAUCUUCCAUCCGCAAACUGCACUACAAUCCCGGCCUCGUAAAGUUUGACAACAGCUUCAUCCCUAACUGCGCUGCUUUUCUCCGGAACCUAACGGACAUGCUCCAGGGCAACAAAUCCAAAAUAACUCAACUCACCUGGUCCCCAGAAGCACUAAUCGCUUUUGAUACCAGCAAGGCCAAGCUGCCUCAGGCCACCCUGCUCGUCCAUCCGUUACCAGGGUACCAAUUUGUCUCAUGGCUGAUGCGACCGAUGCUGCUGUUGGAGCGAGUUCGCGGAUAA
Messenger RNA from Dermacentor silvarum, 5546 nucleotides. RefSeq names its product MAM and LDL-receptor class A domain-containing protein 2. Gene Ontology annotation, cellular component: membrane. The transcript has 37 exons. The record is from RefSeq and is a predicted model, not a curated record. Lineage: Eukaryota; Metazoa; Arthropoda; Arachnida; Ixodida; Ixodidae. Gene Ontology annotation, molecular function: protein binding. Bases 144 to 5546 code for a protein of 1800 amino acids.